AUGGCUGCGGAUCCCCUGGUCAUCUUCUUGGCUAGCGCGGCUACUACACUAUCUCUGGACUUCAUGAUCCACCCCUUGGACACCAUCAAAACACGCAUUCAAUCUCGAGAAUACACUAAUUACGCACGAAGCACAAGAAAGAGCGUUUUCAGCCAUCCCAAGAUCUUUCGAGGUCUCUAUCAAGGGUUUGGUAGUGUGCUUGUCUCCUCAUUUCCAGCUGCUGGGGCAUUCUUUAUCACAUAUGAAAAUGUCCAAUCAAGACUAGCCAGCAUGGGCCCAGUAUUGAUGCCCCAUCAAACGAGUUCCUAUCGAGUAUUCUCCGACUUCUGCGCAGCCUCUGUCGCCGAGGCCGUUGCCUGUGUUUUCUUUGCUCCAGCCGAGGCGCUCAAAAAUAAUGCGCAAAUGAUCCAAUCGACAUCUACAAAGUUCCCAACGUCCGCAAGUCAGAGCCAUCAAAAAGCUAGCCCCCAGUCUGCCACGGUCCAAGCGUUCAAGAAAUUCAAGAACGUCAGGCAACUAUGGAGCGGAUACUUCGCGCUCCUAGCACAUCAUUUGCCCUACACAGCUAUUCAAAUGCCCAUUUAUGAAAUUCUGAAAGAUCAUAUGUCUCAAUCAGUGAUCCUCCAACGGUCAUUGAUAUCCACGACCAGGGAUAUGGACAUGAAACACUCUCAAGUCAUCAACAGUGCCACAAAUGCUGCAGCGAGUGGUGCGGUCGCGGGGGGCAUAGCCACGGUGCUCACUGCCCCCACGGAUAUGUUGAAGACAAGGGUGAACCUGGAUGCUUCCGACCAGAGCAUUCUGCAAAGGAACCGAAUUAUGCAUGCUGCGCGCAGUAUCCUCGCAGCAGAAGGCUUCCGCGGUUUCUUCCGCGGCUGUGGCAUCAACAUAUUCAUGGGCGUUGUUGGAUCUGGCGUGUGGUUGGGCCUUUACGAAGGCACAAAAACUUGGCUAAGCCACAAAUGA
Molecule: messenger RNA, 966 nt
Organism: Penicillium atrosanguineum
Lineage: Eukaryota; Fungi; Ascomycota; Eurotiomycetes; Eurotiales; Aspergillaceae
Exons: 3
Coding region: 1-966 (321 amino acids)
Cellular component (GO): mitochondrial inner membrane
Molecular function (GO): S-adenosyl-L-methionine transmembrane transporter activity
Source: RefSeq, a predicted model, not a curated record